AUGGGGAAGAAGACCAAAGUAGGAAAACAGCGGAAAGAUAAAUACUAUCAACUCGCAAAGGAAACUGGUUAUCGUUCCCGAGCUGCUUUCAAAUUAAUACAGUUAAACCGAAAAUUUGGAUUUUUACAAAAGUCACGAGUAUGCAUCGAUUUAUGUGCUGCCCCUGGUGGGUGGAUGCAGGUGGCGCAUCAAAACAUGCCAGUAUCCAGUGUGGUCAUAGGAGUCGAUUUGUUUCCUAUCAAACCGGUUCCUGGUUGCAUCGGCCUCACUGAAGAUAUUACCACAGAAAAAUGUAAAUCGGCUAUAAAGAAAGAAAUUAAGACAUGGAAAGCUGAUGUUGUCCUACACGAUGGAGCUCCUAAUGUUGGUCUAAAUUGGAUCCAUGAUGCAUACCAACAAGCUUGUCUUACUCUUAGCGCCUUAAAAUUAGCAACAAAUUUCUUGAGGGAGGGAGGAUGGUUUGUUACUAAAGUUUUCAGAUCAAAAGACUACCAUGCACUCUUGUGGGUGCUGAAACAGUUCUUUAAAAAAGUUCAUGCCACAAAGCCUCAGGCUUCUCGUAAUGAAUCAUCUGAGAUCUUUGUGGUCUGUCAGGGCUAUAUUGCACCGGACACUAUUGAUCCUAAAUUUUUGGAUCCCAAACAUGUGUUUGAAGAUUUGGACAUAGUGAAGAAACAGCAUAUGAAUAUCUUACAUCCGGAGAAGCAAAAGAAGGCUAAAGCUGAAGGUUACUUAGAAAAUGAUUAUACUACUCAUCAUAAAGUAAUGCUCUCACAGUUUUUGAAUCCAGACCAGGAUCCAAUAGAUUUACUGCAAGGAUGCUCAGAGAUUGUAUUUGAUGAUAAGUCAGUGGAAGAACAUCCUAAAACAACUGCAGAGAUAAAGGAAUGCUGUAAAGAUAUUAAGGUACUCGGCAGAAAAGAUCUGAAGGCACUCCUGAGCUGGUUUAAGCAAAUGAAAGAAUGGAAAGCCUCACAGGUGGUCAAAACUGAUGAGAAAGAAGGCAGUGAUGAUGAAACGAAGGUGGAAGAGACGGAGGACAAUGAAGAAGAUGGUGUUGAUGCAGAGAUUGCUGAACUACAGGAUGAGGAAAGGCGCACAUCAAAACGAAAAAGGAAACAGCUAAAUAAACAAAGGCAGAAGUUGGCUGAGAAAAUGAAUCUGAAAAUGGUGCUCAAAGGUGAUGGUGGACCUAUCUUGGAGAGCAAUGACAUGUUCAGCUUAUCAGACAUCAAGAACGCAGAUGAAUUGGCGCGUAUGAUAGACCAACAACCUGAUAUAGUAGCAGAAGCCAGUGAUGACUCUGAUGAUGAAAUGAAAGUAAAACAAAAGUAUGUCAAGUAUGAUACAGAGUCUUCUAAAUUGGAUUCCUCUGGCCUUUACUAUAAAGAUUCCGACAGCGAACUUGAAAUGGAGUCUGAUUCUGAUAAUGAACAGGAUAAGGAAACUUUGGCAUUUUCCGAUUCCGAUACGGAAAAUAAGAAGGUAGCAAAAAUAACAAAACAGAAUACUUUACUAAAUAGUAAGGUGGCUAAAACUCCGACCAUACCCAAGAACCAUCCUCUUUUGACUGACUUGGAUGAUACUGAUCCAGUCUCCCGGCGCUCUAUGAAAGCAGAGCUAUGGUUCCAAAAAGAUAGCUUUAAAGAUAUUGAUGAGGAUGACGAUGAAGGCGUAGAUUUGGAUAAGUUAGCAGAAACAUACAAAGAAAAAGGUAAAAAGGUUGCAGAAGAUGGUCUGGUCGAUGACAAGAGAGGUAGUUUGAAGAGAAAACUCGAAGAUGAGAGUUCUGAUGAUGACUCGUCAGAUAGUGACUAUGAUGUAGAAGACAAUGUUGCUCCUGCAACAGGAAAGGCUGGACCUGAUACAAGUAAAAAAGACGGAUUUGAAGUUGUGUCACAAGACCCAGAACUAAAACGACUAAAGAAAACUCUUAAAAUGGAUGCUGAGACACUGGCUUUAGGAACAAUGAUAGCAACGUCGAAAAAGUUCAAAAGAGAUCUUAUUGAUGAUGCAUGGAACCGCUACGCCUUCAAUGAUACUAAUUUACCCGACUGGUUUGUUGAAGAUGAAAAGAAACACAUGAAGAAACCAGUCGUUGUACCAGAGAAAUAUACGGAAGAAUACAAGAAUAGGUUGCAAGAUAUCAACGCCCGCCCGAUUAAGAAAGUGGUAGAAGCUAAAGCACGUAAGAAGAAGCGUAUGAUAAAAAAGAUGGAACGUGCGAAGAAGAAGGUGGAGGCGGUUAUGGAAAACGCCGACAUGUCGGAAAGAGAGAAGGCACAACAAAUCAAGACAUUGUAUAAAAAGGCCCAGACAGACGGGAAGAAAAAGGUCACUUACGUAGUGGCUAAGAAACAUACUACAGCCAAGCGGAUGAAACGACCUCAAGGAGUUAAAGGACAUUACAAGGUAGUCGACCCGCGUAUGAAGAAAGACUUGCGCGCGCAAAAGUCAAAAGAGAAAACAAAAGGCCGCGGCAAAAAGGGUAAAUCUGCUAAGAACAAUAAAAGUAUGCCGCCUAAAAAGAAAGGAAAGAAAGCUAAAGCUAAAUAG
Messenger RNA from Spodoptera littoralis (African cotton leafworm), 2556 nucleotides. The record is from the annotation of a GenBank genome assembly. Lineage: Eukaryota; Metazoa; Arthropoda; Insecta; Lepidoptera; Noctuidae.